AUGUUCGUGAAUGCCAACUUGGUUGAAGAUCGACUGCGGAAGUGCAAGUGUGGCGAUGACCUUGACUGCCAAAAUCAAGCAUUGGAUGCACUGGACAAAUGCGCCACUAAAUGCGGUCAGGAGUUAUUCCCUCUUGGUGGUGAUGUGCAAGAUAUGGUGAAUUGUUUUGGCGACCAGCGAGCUGCAAUUCAAGCUGAAGACAAUUGUUUUCGGAAGAAGAUUAAUUACCGGUCCGCUUAA
Molecule: messenger RNA, 240 nt
Organism: Gongylonema pulchrum
Lineage: Eukaryota; Metazoa; Nematoda; Chromadorea; Rhabditida; Gongylonematidae
Source: the annotation of a GenBank genome assembly